This is a messenger RNA of Lecanosticta acicola, 1071 nucleotides long. Lineage: Eukaryota; Fungi; Ascomycota; Dothideomycetes; Mycosphaerellales; Mycosphaerellaceae. The record is from the annotation of a GenBank genome assembly.
AUGCUGUCCAGAGCUGCUCGUCCCGCCCUCAGGGCUGGUGCGGCGCAAUCGCUGCGGUAUGUCCGCCGUCUCCACCCUCCCAUCGCCAGCAACAGCGCGAACUCCAGGACAAUCGAUCGAUCUCGAGACACCUACUAACAUCGCCAUUGCGCUAUCAGACCGGCCGCCGCCGUGGCUCCCGCCUUUCAGAAUGCCAACUUCGCCACCCUCCGUGAGAUCGAGGGCCGUCUAAAGUCGAUCAAGAACAUCGAGAAGAUCACCAAGACCAUGAAAAUUGUCGCCUCCACCAAGCUCACCAAGGCUCAGCGCGCCAUGGAAGAGUCUCGCUCGUACGGAAAGGCAAACAGCCAGGUCUUUGAGGAGGCGGAGACCAAGCCCCUAGAGACUGAGAACAAGAAGACGCUGCUCAUCGUCUGCAGCUCCGACAAGGGUCUUUGCGGUGGUAUUCACUCUGGGUUGACCCGUGCCACUCGCCGUCUCCUUACCGAGCAGCCAGGCGACUACGAACUCGUCGUCCUCGGGGAGAAAUGCAAGGCUCAGCUGAGCAGGAGCAACGCCCAGGACAUGGCUCUCUCUUUUGCGGGUGUUGGCAAGGACGUCCCCACUUUCGCCGAUGCUCAGGCCAUUGCCGACCAGGUCACUCUACUUCCAGGAGACUUCUCCUCGAUCAAGAUCCUGUACAACAAGUUCAUCAACGCCCAGAGCUACGAGGCGACCGUCAUUGAGGCCUUCUCUGAGGAUGCCAUCAAGGAGUCACGUGAGUAUUGGUCCCACAGAUUCGUGCUCUGAUGCUAAUACUUCGCGUCUAUAGCAAACUUCGCCGCUUUCGAGAUCGACGAGGAGGUCCUCUCCAAUAUGCGUGAAUAUGCUCUGGCCAACUCCAUCUACUGGGCGCUUGCCGAGGGUCACGCAUGCGAAAUCUCCGCUCGUCGCAACGCCAUGGACAACGCCUCCAAGAACGCCGGCGACAUGAUUGAUAAGUUCCAGAUUCUUUACAACCGAACGAGACAGGCUGUCAUUACUGGAGAGCUGGUCGAGAUUAUUACUGGUGCUGCGGCUUCCGAGGCAUAG